Molecule: messenger RNA, 1216 nt
Organism: Sesamum indicum (sesame)
Lineage: Eukaryota; Viridiplantae; Streptophyta; Magnoliopsida; Lamiales; Pedaliaceae
Product: glycosyltransferase-like protein
Source: RefSeq, a predicted model, not a curated record
UCUCUUUCACAAAGCUUAAAUAAGAUUGGCUAAGGCACUGGGAUUUGUUUGGCAUGCCCCUCACCAUUCAUAUUAGUACCCCUUAAGCAACAAACAAUUGCUUUGAUUUCUGUGUGUAAGAACAGAUUCUUUCAAAUUCCUCACAACCCUCUUCUUCUCCUUCCAACAUCACAUCUGCAGCUAGCGUAUAUAUUGCUCCAGUUUCUCUCUCUUCUCUCUCUCUCUCUAUAAAUAUAUAUAUAUAUAUAUACCAAACAAGGAAUAAAAGUAUUGCAGUUAGGGGGAAGAAGUACUACUUAUUAAGCCGAACUCUGAGCUGUGCCCACAAGAGAGAUUAGCAGAAAUCUGAUUUUCUGUCUUCUCCACAAGUUGUGACAUUCUUUAAGGUGAUGAGGACAUAUAUGUAAGAAGAAGAGUAUUUAUCAAAGAAUCCGAAGAACACCAAAACCUUAGCUUGCAAGAAAGGCACAUAUAUAUAUACAAACACAUAUAGCUGGUUUUAUGAUAUUUUUGGUAACUCGAGAAUGGAGAAGCUUCUGAAUCAUUACGACAGGGAAUACAUGAAAAUGGCUAUGCUAAAGCACGAGGAAACAUUUCGAGAGCAGGUUUACGAGCUUCAUCGCCUUUAUCAAAUCCAGAAAAUGCUAAUGAAAGACAUCGCCAAAAACAAGCGAAAAGAUCUGCAGUAUGGGAAUAAUUGCAAACUGCCCGAGGCCCGGCUAUCUCUUGACCUGGAACGGCCGGCAGAAGAGUUUAAUGCUCCAGAAUCAGGCGGCGCCGGCGAAUGUAGAGUUUCUGAACCUGAAGACGAUCAAGGUCACGAUCUUGAGCUGACAUUAGGCCCGAGAAGCUACCGUCGAAGUAAAUUAACUAAAGCUGCUGAAGCUGCAGACCCUCCAUCAGAUUCCGGGCGGAGCUUCUCGUCUUCUUCCACCGGAUCAAGCCAUAUAAAAGGCACAAGAAUCUCGACAAGAGAAGAAUUGUUGAGCCAGCAGAAAUGGGCCCUGGAAAAGCUGCAGCCUGUAUCAAAUCAAGAUCGAUUAAACAGUCCUCCGUGGCUUUUCCAGGCGCUGAGCCUGAAUAUGACUUGAAAUAUAGCAGCAAUUCAUCCAGAGUCGGUAUGAUAAUUGUUUUUGGACUGCUUGUUAUCAUCAGCUGAUUCUGUGAAUGUUGAUUGUAUGGGAUUUGAAUUUGAAUUUGAAUAUUUUUUUCUUUU